UUCUUUUGUUUUCCUUCCAAUUCCUCCCAACCAAAUAAAGGCUAUACUCUCGAGUCUACCCGACGAUUUGCGUAGGUAAUUCAUAGGUUUAUAAACCCUAACCCCCUUUCAGAGGUAGAAAGACAAAAAGGAUGAAGAUAGCAGUGGAAGGAUGCAUGCAUGGUGAUCUCGACAAUGUCUACAAAACUAUUGCUGAUUUGGAGAGAGACGAAAACACCAAAAUCGACCUUCUCAUUUGCUGCGGCGACUUUCAGGCUGUUAGAAACAAAAAGGAUUUGGAGAGUUUAAAUGUAAAACCUAAAUAUAGGCAAAUGAAUACUUUUUGGAAAUACUACUCAGGAAAAGAAGUAGCUCCUGUGCCAACUAUUUUCAUUGGUGGAAAUCACGAAGCAUCCAACUACCUUUGGGAACUGUACUAUGGUGGAUGGGCUGCACCUAACAUAUUCUUUUUGGGUUUUGCUGGGGUGAUCAAGUUUGGCAGCAUUCGAAUUGGUGGAUUGUCGGGGAUAUACAAUUGUCGCCAUUAUAGUUUAGGGCAUUUUGAAAGACCUCCAUACAAUGAGAGUGAUAUACGGUCCAUUUACCAUGUUCGUGAAUAUGACGUCCACAAGCUUAUGCAAGUUAAGGAGCCAAUCGAUAUAUUUCUUUCACAUGAUUGGCCGCUUGGUAUUACUGAUUGUGGAAACUGGAGAGAACUUGUCAAGAAGAAGCCCUCCUUUGAAAAAGAGAUUCAGGAACGAACUCUUGGUAGUAAGCCUGCUGCUAAGUUGCUGGAGAAGUUGAAGCCUUCUUAUUGGUUUUCGGCUCACCUGCACUGCAAAUUUUCUGCCCUUGUUCAGCAUGGCGAAGGUGGUCCUAUGACAAAAUUUCUUGCACUUGACAAGUGCUUGCCUGGUCGCAAAUUCUUACAGAUUAUUGAAAUCGAAUCUGACCCUGGACCAUUUGAAAUAUGUUAUGAUGAAGAAUGGCUUGCGAUUACUAGGACAUUCAAUGUAGCCUUCCCCUUAACUGCAAGGCCUGCUGAUUUGCGGAGUGUUCAAGCUGACACAGAAGGUUCACGUCAGUGGGUCAGGAGUAAGCUAAACACAAGAGGGAAUAAACCCUUUGAAUUCACACGAACAGCUCCGUGCCAUGAUCCCUCUCAACCUGUUUUUAACGGUUCCUCUGCCGAACAUCAUCGGAAUCCUCAGACAAAAGCACUUUUGAAGUUCCUUGAGCUGCCAUAUCUUCUUGAUAACUCCACUGCACGCAAUGAGCCGAGUUCUUACUCUCCAUCGGUAUCUAAAGCUGGCCCUUAUUCUAUUAAUAAUGAAGAUAUUCCUAUUGAUGAUGUGGAUGAACUAGAGGAGCUGACGGCCGCUGAUACUGAAGAAUAGACAAAAAUUGCACUCACAGCUUUUGUGGUGUCAAUGUAUUGCGGCUUACACCCAGUCGUGAACUCGUGAUGAUUUAACACGAAGUCAAUAUUAUCAGCAGGAGCGUCUGGGUCUGGCAACCAUUUCUUACCGGAAAAGAGAAAUCUUAACAUAAUGAUCCUCCUCAACAAUAUUACUGCAAUUCGAUUACAAAUGCAGGUAUUUGUGUGAGCUUGAAUGGCUUUUAUCAUCGGAAAGGAUUUGUUGCAACUCCUGUGAAUAGGAAGCCCUGUGACACAUGUGGCGUGUAAUAGAAAGUAAUUUCUUGCAAUUCUUAUUGUUGUUGAGGAGGUAUACAGAAGAAGCAUGAGGGUGAAACCCAACUGCCAAAUUAGUAUAUAUGUAACUUCACAUCGAUUGGAGGCGGUUUCUUAGAAUAUGUCAGUUAUUAGUGUAGGUCUUUAAAACAAGGGAUUUCAGAAGUAUACUAGUGUAGGGAGCCGUUACUUUGGAGGUCUUGACUCCUGAGCUUUGAUUAAGUUUACCGUUUUUACAUUUAUGUAACGAAAGUGACCCGAUGUAUGCAUUAUGUUUGCUAAAGUGGACGUCUUGGCCACACUAACUUUGAGAAAUAGGACACAACUUCGCA
Messenger RNA from Spinacia oleracea (spinach), 2004 nucleotides. Its product is annotated as lariat debranching enzyme. Gene Ontology annotation, biological process: mRNA splicing, via spliceosome. The coding region runs from base 132 to 1376 and encodes 414 amino acids. NCBI's taxonomy places the organism in Eukaryota, Viridiplantae, Streptophyta, Magnoliopsida, Caryophyllales, Amaranthaceae. The transcript is spliced from 10 exons. The record is from RefSeq and is a predicted model, not a curated record. Gene Ontology annotation, molecular function: RNA lariat debranching enzyme activity. Gene Ontology annotation, cellular component: nucleus.